AUGGAUAUUGGACACAUGGCACAAAAUGUGUGCCGAGAGAUUUCGAGGGAAAUUUCACAGGAUCUACGAGUGAGAUGGUGCAGUGACGAGAACGUGCGGCCUAACUCGUCAUUUCAAGAGCCACGACCCUGGAAAAACGGAGAUUUCUCGGCACUAAAGACCAGUGUGCUCUUGCCGCAAAAUCUGAGACAUCGACGAAGUCUCACCGAACCUCGUGUCCGAUCACUAAGCGCAUCACCGGGGAAAAGUCGAAUCCUAAGAGAAAUGUCUCCUCAUCAGAAAAACAUUCGUCCCAUCAAAGGAUCUCCGAUAAAAACACGAGCAAAUCUUUUACCCGCCGAUCAUCACACAAACAAAUGUAUGACCGCACAAAGACUUUAUGAGAUGAAUGUCAAAGAAGAAAUGGGAUCAUAUGAAGAAUUUGAGCAGAAGCGCCAAGCUCAAUUGAAGAAGCAACGAAAAGCAAAUUGGUCAGUGGAUUUCGCGUUUGGAGAAACCAGAUGGCAAGAGAAAUUGGUGGCAGAGGGACCAUUUAAAGAAGAAUUGGACGACAAUGACGAAAACUUGAAUGUGACCCCCGAAAUGGAAGCCCCAUUCGAUCUGAAGAUGUAUUUCACCCCGGCCGCUCACUUGAACAUGGACGAUUCAUUCAAGACAACAAUUGGCUCUCCGUCUUAUUUGAAUCGCUCGAGAGAUACGACUUUCGAUCAAACAUUGGAGUCGAAUGAGCAAAGAUUGGACUCUCUGAUUCACCGUCUCAAUCGAAGCACCGAGAAGUUGGUCACCUCAUUCCAGGAGACGACGAAAAUCUUCGAUAAACGGGAGAAAUUGUUCAACAAAGUUCUUUCGCCAAAAGAAAAAGAAUGGAAAUCACCAAGGAAAGGGGUUCAAUUCACUCCAUUCGAUUCUGAAUACCGACAAUCUUUGCCCGCUUCAACGACAUUCGAAAUUCACAACAAUGUGAGAAUUGAGGAUUCAAGAGUUAGCUACGAGCCGGCAAUCUGUUCAAUUCUUGCUAAACAACUUGACACAAGCACACAUUUGAGCAAUUUGGAGAAGAACCUUCAUGGACUCGUUGAAGUCGUCUCGAAAGUGGAGAAAUUACAGAAAACCCCGAUAAAGAAUGGAGAAGAUGAGAUUAGGAGAAGAUUGCUGAAGAUAUUACAAGAUGAGAUGAAAGUAACGGAUAUGGCUCUCGAUCAUUUACUGGAUAGACGAUUUUUGAGGGGAACCAUUGAGAAAGCGACGAGACAAACCGGAAAUGGCUCAACAAAUAUCUGGAAGACGGCAAUCAGUCAGAUCCACACAUGGAGAAUGAGACUUCAACAACUCGCGAAACAAUGUCACAAAUUGACUUCUGAUAUCAGAAACGAGAAACUGUCAAUGAAGGAUUUCGAAGCUGCUUUGACAUCGAUUCGCCGAGAGUUGGCCUUGAUCAGAGUGGAGGUCUUCCAGUUGCCCCAUGAAAUGACACAGACACUCCCAUGGAAUAAUGUUUCCUAUCAAAGUAUGAUCAAUCAAUCACAUCAAAGAGAGGAAAAUGGAAUGAAUGAGAGUCAACACGAGAAUCCAAGGCUUCGAUACGCUGGAAGAUUGGAUCAUUCACAAAUCACCGAAGCUUCGAUCAGUGAUUUCGAGAUUAAAGAAAACGCGAGCUCUUUCAUGAACAGAAGCCAUUCGGAAUCGAUCAACUCAUCGAGAGGCCCCAUUCGUUUCUCAUAUCAAACACAAGAAGUCCCUUCAGCUCUCCGGAAAGAGUUGGAAGAGAAGCGACGCCUUGCUGAAACGAUCAAUAAAAACAUUUCCGAAAAAACGAUCACCUCAAUUCAAAAACAAAUCGCGGCUCAUGAGGAGUACAUUCGAGAAUCGAAACCCCUUUUGGAAAUGCUAGCAGACAGAUCUGAGAAAUUGGUUCGAGAAAUCGAUGAGCCGAAGCCUCAUUUGCUCGAGGAUAAAGCAUCACAAGUUGAUCGUGUCUCUUCGGUGCAGCAAGAAGAGGCACCAAUCUUGUCGAUGAGUAGUGUGGAAGAGAGCGAAUUAUCCACUGCUUCAAGCACAUCGAUUCCCGCAGCAACAAGUUACUUUGGAGAUAACAUUCCAAAGCUUGAUCUUUCUUCAUUGGAUCAUGAAGUGCCAGUGAAUAUACAAAUGUAUGAAGAGACACCAAUGGAAGAAGAUUACACAAGUUCAUCUGAUCUCACACCACGAGCAUCGCCUAUUCGAGAGAUUGAAACGCAUUUGUCACAAAGCAUGAAAGAAGUUGAAGAAAGAGAAAGGACUCCGGUGAUGACCACUCCCAAAGUGCAUUCAAUUGAGAUGAAAACGCCUUCACCUUCUCAACUCUCCGAAAAGAUCAAAACACCGACGAGUUCACCAAAAGUGAAAACGCCGUUAUCUUCUAAAAUCUCCGAGAAGAGUAAAACCCCAAUGAGCACUCCAAAAGUGGACACGCCUUUAUCUUCUCAACUCUCUGAAAAACUCAAAACCCCGAUGAGCACACCAAAAGAGGAAAUCCAAGAAGAUGAGAUUCUCUCAGAGAUUGAGGAUUCAGCAACACCAAAAUCCGCGCCAAAGACAGUUUUCGAGACAAAUGAUUUGGAGGAGAGUCUCAUUUUCAGUGCUUCUUCAUCAUCAUCAAUGAAAAAGGAGACACCAAAAAGUGUCAUUUCAGAAAAGAAUCAACAAUCAGAGAGUAGCGUUUUCGAAGAAAAAACUAGAACACCAACAAAAAGCAUCGAAGUGUUUGAAAUGGAAGGCGAAAAUAAUACAGAAUUAGAUGAGGUAUUGAACAAAACACCGACCCCCAGCUCAGUAUCUUCUUCUGAAAGACAGGAAAUUGUGAACGAAUCGAUGAAAGAUAUCUCUUCAUUCGCUCCACAAGAAAUCUCACAAAUCAAUUCGGAAUUCGAUGAAAUGUCGAUUACUCCAUCGAUCAGAGAGGAUGAAAUGCUUAUUCUCUCCGAAUCCGACGUUCUCUCGAUGCGAACUCCAAAAGAAGAUCAAAUUCUCGAAUCUCCUGUUACCACUUUCAAGAAUGAGAUCGUUUCUCCAAACAAAAACUCUUUGAUCGAAGAUUCAAAAGGAAUCGAAGAGAAAGAAAAGAAACCGAUAGAAAAUGUGGGACCGACAAGGAGAGAUUUAAUUGACGAAUUGUUGAACUCGUUCACUCGAUUGAGCACAAAUGAUUCACCGAGAGGGGCACGAUCACCAAGAAUCUUUGAGACGAGUCUUUUGUCUCCUCGAAUGAAAUCCCCGAGAGCCAACACAAUCUCAUCGUUUACUCCACCAUCUAGUAGUCCGCGAUCAAAAAUCGCUGAAAACAUUGGCAAUCAAGUGGUGGAAUAUGAGCUAAAGAAAGCUCUAUUCGAGGCUCAUUCCACUUCGAUGGAUGAAAGUCUCGAGGAUAUUUUGGGUAUCAAAAGAAUCAUUAAAAAUCGCGAUCAAAAGAAGAUUUCUCCUCGUUUGGAAACAUUGAUUGAUGAAGAGGAACCACUCUUUCAAUCGUCGAAACCCGUGGCCGAAUUCGAUCGGAUAUUCGAUACACCGAGAAAAGCUUUCCCAUCUCCUCCAUCUUCAGCUUCAAGUUCAUCCACACAACCAGAUCAUUCUCUAAUUCGAACCGAAAAAGGAGCUCAAGCGUUGAUGGAAAAACUAGCAAAGCAAGUAUCCGAGAAAAUUGUUGAUGGGACAACAAUGUCGAACUCUGAGAUUCUCUCAAUCUUACAAGAUCUCGAAAAGAAGAUCACAAUUGAAGAAGAGACACGGCAAUUUGGGGAUCUGCUGUAUGAAUGUGCGAUGGAUGAAGGAAGGAGGUUGAUCUGUUUGGAUAAAGAUAUCACUUCUAAAUCAUUGGAAUCAUUCAUCAAAAAGGCUCUUCUUCAAUUUAUGCCUUUAGAUCCAGAUGUCGUCUACUCGACUCGCAAAUAUCAGACGGGAUCAAAUGAGAGCAAAGUCUCUUUUCCGAAUGGACUCUCAACGGAUGAUAAACGUGCGAACAUGGUGCUCCGACAGAUCAUCAUCGACGACGAUAAGCGGUUUAAAGAAGAAUUGGAGACCACGAAAAAAAUGAAUAUCGACAAAAUGACGGCGAAUCUUCUGGAUGAGAGCGUAAAAGAAGCCAUAACUAGUCUACAUGAAAUGGGUAAAAUCGUGGAAGGGAUGAUGCUUCGACCAUCUGCCUAUCGAUUUGCUGCUUCUACACGAAGUGUGCACAAAUUGGCCGAUGGGACUGAUUAUCAAUACAUCCAUCGAUCCGAGCUUCCUUCAUAUCACUUCCAAAAAUCUCUUCGACGAUUGCCUAUCCCAAAAUUGGCCGACACCGCUAAUCGAUACAUUGCUUCAGCCAAAGCUGUUCUUAGCGAUGCUGAUUUUACACGAGCCGAGAAAUUGAUGCGAGAUUUUGAGAAAAAUGAGGCACCCGAGUUGCAACAGGAACUCUUGAAGUAUGAUCGUCAUCACAAGGACACGAGCUACAUCAGUGAACCUUGGUUCGACAUCUAUUUAAGAUCUCGUGCUCCGUGCCCGGUUAACUACAAUCCAUUCAUGAUGUAUGCGCCCGAUCCAAACCCGAAGUUUAAUCAUCAACUAACACGUGCCACAAAUUUUGCCAUCUCGUACGCGCGGAUCAGGCGGGCUUUGGACGAAGAGGUUUUGGCUCCAGAAGUAUUUCAUCUGAAUCCAAAAAAGAGUGACACGAAGUUUUUCAGAACGGUUUGCAAAUCUCUUCCGCCAUCGCUUUCUUGGUUUGGUGCCGUGGCUUUUAAAGCUUUUCCACUUGACAUGAGCCAAUAUAAAUCACUUUUUUGUGGAUCAAGACUGCCAAAAAAGGAAAAGGAUGUUCUCUAUUUGGACCGAUCACAAAAACAUUUUGCGGUUCUUCAUGGUGGUCGUGUCUACACGGUGCGAUUGUUUGACGACAAUGGUCACAUCAUUCAACCAGAGAGGGUCCAUGCUUCACUGGCUUCGAUUUUGUCACAAAGUUCAGCAAACGCCGAUGAAAGUGUCGGAGCUUUGACAGCGGCCGAUCGAGACACUUGGGCUGUUGCGCGUGAAGAGCUUGAAGGAUUGGGAAAUGCGGAGACGCUUCGAGCCGUUGAUGGAGCGAUGUUUGUACUCUGUCUCGAUUCACUUAAAACUGAGGAUCACAAACGACAAGUUCAAUCACUAUUGAUUGGUGAUAAUGCAUCGAACAGAUGGUUCGAUAAAUGUUUCCAAUUAAUUGUUGACGGAAACGGAAUGGCGACAAUCAAUUUUGAGCACUCUUGGGGUGAUGGAGUUGCCGUUUUGAGACUGAUGGAGGAAAGUUUCAAGGAUACAAACAAACAUCACUUUGUUUCACCAGACGAUAAGCCAGGGACGCCUCAAGAUGACGAUUUGAAAGAACUAAAGUUCAAUUUGAACGAUUCGGUGAAGCAGAAAAUCGUCAAUGUACAAAAGAAGCACGUCGACGAUUGCAAGGACCUUGAUUUUGCCACCGUUGAAUACAAAAACUUGAACCGUGAUCUCAUCAAAAAGACAAAAUUGAGUCCCGAUGCUGUCAUGCAAUUGGCAAUACAGAUGGCCUACUACAAUGCCUACAAAGAAUUUGUGCCUACAUACGAAUCUUGUAGUACGGCUGCAUUUUUGAAGGGAAGAACUGAGUGUAUGAGAUCAGCAACCUCAGCUACGCGAGAAGCGGUUCUUGCUCUUUCAUCAAAUCGCCUUGAAGGAAUUCAAGAACUUUUGAAAAAAUGCUCUGAUGUUCAUUCACAAUUGGUCAAAGAAGCAAGCAUGGGCCAGGGAUUCGAUCGGCAUUUGUUGGGACUACGAAUUACCGCAGAACGAUUGAAUCGAUCGGUGCCUGAAUUUUUCAAAGAUGCUACUUACAAUAGAAUGGGUCACUUUGUGCUCUCCACAUCGACACUUUCGACUGAAACCAUAGUUUUUGGAGGAUUUGGACCGGUUGUCACUGACGGAUUUGGAGUUGGAUACAACGUUGUGCCGAGCAAAUUGGGCGCUGUCAUUUCAAGCAACAAGUCGAAGAAACUUGCGCAGAAUUUUGCCGAUUCGCUCACCGACUCGUUGGACAUUUUGCGGGGAGUUCUUGUGAAA
Messenger RNA from Mesorhabditis belari, 6090 nucleotides. The record is from the annotation of a GenBank genome assembly. NCBI's taxonomy places the organism in Eukaryota, Metazoa, Nematoda, Chromadorea, Rhabditida, Rhabditidae.